CGCCGACCGUUAUUGGCUGUAUGAAAUUCUAAUCAUCCAAUAGGGACACCUGAAUUCCACCGCAAGCUUCCUUGAAAAUAUUUAAAAUUCUCCCGCUCUUCUUCUGCUAUAAAUAUACUACUAGUUCUUUCUCCAUUUUAAGAAAAAAAACCCUUCAAAUUCAACCAAUGUCUUCGAUUCAAGAAGAGCCGUUGCUAGCCUCCAACCCGGACCGCUUCUGCAUGUUCCCAAUCCAAUACCCACAGAUAUGGGAAAUGUACAAGAAAGCCGAAGCCUCUUUUUGGACUGCCGAGGAAGUUGAUCUCUCUUCCGAUCUUCCACACUGGCAAAAUCUUACCGCCGACGAACGCCACUUCAUCAGUCAUGUCCUUGCCUUCUUCGCCGCAUCCGAUGGCAUCGUCCUCGAAAAUCUCGCCGUUCGCUUCAUGAAAGAGGUCCAAAUCGCAGAGGCGCGUGCGUUUUAUGGAUUCCAAAUCGCCAUCGAGAAUAUCCACUCUGAGAUGUAUAGUCUCCUCCUCGAAACUUAUAUCAAAGAUGCCACCGAAAAAAACCGCCUCUUCCACGCUACUGAAACGGUGCCGUGCGUGGCUAAAAAAGCCGAUUGGGCUUUCAAAUGGAUCGACGGCGGCGAAGCUUUUGCCGAACGGUUAAUCGCUUUCGCUUGCGUAGAAGGCAUAUUUUUCUCCGGCAGUUUCUGCGCGAUAUUUUGGUUAAAAAAGCGCGGGUUAAUGCCUGGAUUAACUUUCUCAAACGAGUUGAUCUCUCGAGAUGAAGGUCUCCAUUGCGACUUUGCUUGCUUGCUGUACUCUCUCCUUCAGUCAAAGCUAAGUGAAGAGCGCGUGAAGGGAAUAGUGAGUGAUGCGGUGUAUAUAGAGAGGGAGUUUGUAUGCGACGCUCUUCCUUGCGCGUUAGUUGGGAUGAAUGGUGAGUUGAUGAGUCAAUACAUUGAGUUCGUUGCGGAUCGGUUGUUAGGAGCUUUAGGGUAUGGCAAAAUGUACAAUGCGGCUAACCCUUUUGAUUGGAUGGAACUAAUUUCAUUGCAAGGGAAAACCAAUUUCUUCGAGAAGAGAGUUGGAGAGUAUCAGAAGGCAGCGGUCAUGUCGAGUUUGAAUGGGAAUGGCAAGACCCAUGAAUUCAAAAUGGAUGAGGACUUUUAGGUAUUUCUUUUUAACGUAGCAAAAAAGAUAGAAAAUCCCUUUUAUUAUUCUGCUUUAUGCUAAUUAGUUUAUCCAAUUUGAUUCAGUGUAAAUAAAUAAAAGGUUUAUUUUUCUUGAA
Gossypium arboreum is the source of this 1275-nucleotide messenger RNA. Its product is annotated as ribonucleoside-diphosphate reductase small chain-like. Bases 168 to 1157 code for a protein of 329 amino acids. The transcript has a single exon. The record is from RefSeq and is a predicted model, not a curated record. Lineage: Eukaryota; Viridiplantae; Streptophyta; Magnoliopsida; Malvales; Malvaceae. Gene Ontology annotation, biological process: deoxyribonucleotide biosynthetic process. Gene Ontology annotation, molecular function: oxidoreductase activity.